AUGAAACUGACCAGGGGUCGCCUCCCGGGUCUCCUGUUGCUGCUGCAGGUCUUCGCCGCCAAGGUUUUGGCCCAUCAGGGUUGCAAAAAUGGGCAUUCCACCUCCGCUGGAGAUUGCUGUGACCUCUGCCCUCCGGGUUAUGGGGUUACUGUUCCCUGUGGCCUCGCCAACACCAAAUGUGAACCAUGCCAAGAAAGCGUGACGUUCUCUUCCGUCGCCAGCACCACUGAGCCUUGCCGCCCGUGUUUGCAGUGCCCCGGCCAUGUGCCGGUGCAGGAUGCGUGCACCCCCACCCACGACACGGUCUGCGCCACCAGCUGUCCCCGGGGCCAUUACCUUCCUCCAGCAAACGGGAGCGAGGGCAACGGGCUGUGUCUCCCCUGCCAGCUGUGCCCAGAAGGCUACGGGGCCACCAGGCCCUGCGGCCCUAGUGCCGACGCCGUGUGCCAGAAAUGCCCCGAGGGUUAUUACUCGGAGGUGAAGAGUGCUUCGGAAGCCUGCCUCGCCUGCCAGCGGGAGUGCGGCGAGAACGAGGUCAUGAUCCAGGCCUGCAGCCCACUUUCGGACACGCUCUGCAUGGAAAAGGAGCUGCAGAUCCUGAAGCGCACCGAGGGAGAGACCCGGAAGACGUUCCCGAAAAGGACGCCGCUUCUGGACUCGGAAGGCAGCGUCCCCCCCAACUCCUCCACCUCGGAGUUCGUCCCUCCACUGGCUGAGGACAACAGCAAGAACAUCAUCCCUGUCUACUGCUCCAUCCUGGCGGCUGUGGUGGUGGGACUCCUCGCCUACGUGGCCUUCAAAUGCUGGACCACGUGUAAGCAGAAACAUCAGCUAGCCAAGGCCCGGGCCGGAGAGAUGGCAACUUCCCCGGAAGGCGAGAAGCUUCACAGUGACAGCGGGGUCUUCCUUGACACACACAGCCUCCAGGAACACCGCCCUCUCAGCAAAGUGCACAAGGUGGAACCCCGGCUGUACGCGAACCUCAUGCCCCAUAAACAGGAAGAAGUGGAGCAGCUGCUGCAGACCCCGGCCCACGGCAAAGACUGGCGCUGCCUGGCCGACCACCUGGGCUACGAGGAGGAAACCAUUGCGGCCUUUGGCAGGGGGGAAGCCCCGGCCCACACCCUGCUCUCUGAUUGGUCAGCCAAGGAGGGGGCCACACUGGACGCCCUGUGCACAGCCCUGGUGGCCAUCGAGAGGGUGGAUGUGGCGGAGAACUUGAACGCCCCCGCCGAGGUCAGCUCUGUGGUGUGACGGAGCUGCUCGCCUAGCAGGUGGACUCGU
Molecule: messenger RNA, 1284 nt
Organism: Elgaria multicarinata webbii
Lineage: Eukaryota; Metazoa; Chordata; Lepidosauria; Squamata; Anguidae
Product: tumor necrosis factor receptor superfamily member 16-like
Exons: 6
Coding region: 1-1254 (417 amino acids)
Biological process (GO): Rho protein signal transduction
Cellular component (GO): cell surface; plasma membrane
Molecular function (GO): coreceptor activity; nerve growth factor binding; death receptor activity
Source: RefSeq, a predicted model, not a curated record